AAUUAGGAUGUUAUCUUAAUUAAAAUUCACCUUUUUUAACCAUUUCGGAUCUUUUUAAGAAAGCCGAAUUCAUAAAGUUGGAUUGUUUUCUUCUAUUUAUACCCUCACUGCUGCUUACUCUUCUGCAAAAGCAAAGCUUCUCCAAAUCAUCAAACUUUCAGUGGCAUCGUUUAGGCGAAGAUGGGAAUCAUAUUUGAAGCUUUUGCUGUGAGCCUUUUGGUAGCGAGCCUAGUGGUGCUUUCUCCAGCAGUUUCUGCAUCAAGCGAUGAUAGGCUGAUGAGAAUAGGAUUGAAGAAGGUGAAGUUUGAUCGAUCAAACCGGGAAGCCGCUCGCCUCGACUCGGAGCAGAGCCUCCGAGUCAAGGCUGUGGGCGGAGGAGGGGCUGAUAUUGUGGCACUCAAGAACUACAUGGAUGCUCAGUACUUUGGAGAGAUCGGCAUCGGCACUCCGCCGCAGAAAUUCACGGUUAUUUUCGACACCGGCAGCUCCAAUCUGUGGGUUCCAUCCUCCAAAUGCUACUUCUCUGUUGCUUGUUAUGUCCAUUCCAAAUACAGGUCGAACAAAUCUAGCACCUACAAAAGCAAUGGAAGAUCUGCUGCGAUUAAAUAUGGAACAGGAUCAAUCUCCGGAUUCUACAGCGAAGAUGUCGUGACAAUUGGCAAUUUAGUUGUGAAAAAACAGGAGUUUAUUGAGGCAACAAGUGAACCAGGUGUGACAUUUCUGGCUGCCAAGUUUGAUGGCAUAUUAGGACUUGGUUUCAAGGAGAUCUCGGUCGGGAACUCGAGCCCCCCGUGGUACAACAUGGUUGCACAAGGCCUUGUUAAGGAGCCUGUGUUCUCGUUUUGGCUCAACAGGAAUGUGAAUGAUGAAAAGGGCGGUGAGCUCGUUUUUGGUGGCGUUGAUAACAAUCAUUUCAAGGGCGAACAUACUUAUGUUCCGGUUACAAAGAAAGGCUAUUGGCAGUUUGACAUGGGUGAUGUUCUCAUUGGUGGCAAAAAGAGUGGCUAUUGCAACGGAGGAUGUUCGGCGAUUGCAGAUUCUGGGACUUCACUUUUAGCCGGUCCAACGACUGUGAUCGCCAUGAUCAACCAUGCCAUAGGAGCAUCUGGUGUGGUUAGCCAAGAAUGCAAGUCCGUGGUUGAAAAAUAUGGGUCAUCUAUGAUGGAUCUUUUAUUGAAAGAAGUUGAACCAGAGAAGAUAUGUGGCCAAGUUGGGGUGUGCGGAGUCGAUGGAGCAAGUGAGGGCAUCAAGAGCGUUGUGGGAGACGAUGAGGGAAAAUCAUCGGGCUUGCGUGAUGCUAUGUGCCCUGCUUGCAAAAUGGCCAUCGUGUGGAUGCAAAGCCAACUGAAGCAGAACAAGACUCAAGAGUCGAUUCUGAACUAUGCUAACGAGGUUUGUGAGAAGAUGCCUAAUGCAUUAGGAGUAUCAGUUGUCGACUGUGGUAGCAUUGCUUCUAUGCCUAUUGUUUCCUUCACAAUUGGUGGCAAAACUUUUGAUCUCUCCUCAAAAGAGUACAUACUUAAGGUUGAAGGAGGCGGGCAAGAACAAUGCAUUAGUGGUUUCACCGGUAUCGAUGUUCCUCCUCCUCGUGGACCUCUCUGGAUCCUUGGAGAUAUAUUUAUGGGUCGCUAUCACACCGUGUUCGACUACGGGAAACUAAGAGUUGGGUUUGCUGAAGCAUCUUAGAUACAAAUUUGAUGUUUGAAACAAUAGUGUGUGGCUAAUAGAAUAUAAGAGAUUUAAUUUGAGUGUAUUCAAACUGGGGAUCAUUAUUAUACUACAUUGUAUUAAUCAUGAAAACAGUCUUUCUUAACAAAAAAAAACACAUGUAUUUCAACAUUCACUUUUUA
This is a messenger RNA of Salvia miltiorrhiza (redroot sage), 1850 nucleotides long. Its product is annotated as aspartic proteinase A1-like. The record is from RefSeq and is a predicted model, not a curated record. The transcript is spliced from 14 exons. Gene Ontology annotation, biological process: proteolysis; lipid metabolic process. The coding region runs from base 181 to 1686 and encodes 501 amino acids. NCBI's taxonomy places the organism in Eukaryota, Viridiplantae, Streptophyta, Magnoliopsida, Lamiales, Lamiaceae. Gene Ontology annotation, molecular function: aspartic-type endopeptidase activity.